GAAUUCUUAGCUCCGCAAAUUUCGCAGAAGGUAGGAACGCUGCGACUGCAAAGGGCAUUUGAAACUCUGCAGAUGUCAACCGAGGACUUCGCUUUCAUAUGAGGCGUUGCGUCUUUCUCUGCAAGCGUUUCUCUGUUUCCUGCCGGUCUUUGUUCCCUCCUUUCGAGCUCUCUGCCGCUCCUCAGUCUCGACCUUUCUCUUCGAGUUGUGCCCAGCGAACGAAAUGGAACUCCACGAUCAGCGUGAUAAUCACAAACCCAGUCCUGUUGCUCCUGGAAUCUUGCACCUCCAUGCGCCAACUCAAGCAACUCCAAGCUCACAUGACCAGGACUGGUCUUAUGGCCCACACGUUCCCUGCGAGCAGGGUCUUGGCCUUUUGCGCUUUAUCAGACUCUGGAGAUGUAAACUACGCGCGCAGCCUCUUCGCCCAGAUCGAGAAUCCCAAUAGUUACAUGUGGAAUACGAUGAUCCGAGGGUACUCCAAAGCGAAAACGCCGAGUUCAGGGUUGAUAUUCUUUUGCCGGAUGAUAAGCGGACGCGUGGAAGUCGAUGGCCGCAGCUUCGUGUUUGCCCUGAAGGCGUGUGAGAGAUUUGAGGGAGUUUUUGCUGGGAAGUUCGUUCAUUGCAGGAUUUGGAAGAUGGGUUUUGAUUGCGACUUGCUGGUUCGAAAUGGGUUGAUUCAUUUUUACACAAUAUUUCGGUGUUUGGACCUUGCGCGCCGCGUGUUCGAUGAAAGUCCUGCUAGGGACGUUUUCACCUGGACCUCGAUGAUCGAUGGUUAUGCCAUGCAUGGUUGCCCCAACGACGCCCUGCAACUGUUUGACUUGAUGUUGUCAGGUGAUGUUAAGCCUAACGAGGUUACUAUGAUUGCGGCACUUUCUGGAUGCUCCCAGAAGAAGGACUUGAAUGUGGGGAGGAAACUCCAUGAACUGAUAAGAAAGGAGAACGUGGCUUGUAGCUUGAAUUUGCGUAAUGCAUUAAUCGAUAUGUAUAUAAAAUGCGAUUGCUUGGUUAGUGCUAGGGAGGUCUUUGACAACAUGGAGACCAGGGAUGUCUUCUCAAUGACAAGUAUGGUCAACGGUUAUGCAAAAUUUGGUGAGUUAGAGAAUGCGAGGAUUUUGUUCGACAAAAUGCCUGAGAAAAAUGUGGUCUCCUGGUCUGCAAUGAUUGCAGGCUAUUCCCAAAAUGGUCAACCAAAGGAAGCAUUGGAAGUUUUUGCUAAUAUGAGAGAGGCAGGCUUAGUUCCUGUAGAGAACACUUUGGUAUGCGUUCUCUCUGCUUGUGGUCAAUUGGGUCGCUUGGAAGUGGGCUGCUGGAUUCACAGUGAGUACAUCCUUUCUAAGAAGAUCCUGGUUAGUGUCAUUCUGGGAAAUGCUUUAAUAGACAUGUAUGCAAAAUGCGGGUGCAUUGAUGCAGCUACGGAGGUAUUUGUCAAAAUGACUGAAAAAGACUUGGUAUCUUGGAAUUCCAUGAUCACUGGAUUCGCUGCUCAUGGGCACGCCGAGGAAGCCCUAGAGCUCUUCCAUCACCUGGAAAGCACUGGAUUUAGGCCAGAUAAGGUCACUUUCUUGGGUGUCUUAUCAGCUUGUAGUCAUGCUGGUUUAUUAAGGGAGGGCCAAGAAUACUUCAAGGACAUGGAGAGAGAAUUUGGGAUAGCUCCCCAAAUCGAGCAUUAUGCCUGCAUGGUUGAUUUAUAUGGUCGCAACGGCCUACUCAAAGAAGCAUAUGAAUUGAUAACUACAAUGCCGAUGGUUCCCAAUGAAGCCACAUGGGGUGCGCUUCUUAGCGCUUGUAGAACAUAUGGUAAUGUCAAUUUGGGUAUGGCUGUAGCAGAAAAGCUAUUGGAAUUGAAUCCUGAAGAUAGCGGUAUAUACAGUCUUAUGGCUAACAUCUUUGCCAGGGGAAAAGAAUGGAGCAAUAUGAGGAUGGUUAAAAGCAUGAUGAGGGAAAGAAGUGUGAAAAAGACUCCUGGCCAUAGCUUGAUAGAGGUGGAAGGUAAAUUUCAUGAAUUUCUAGCUGCUGAUGGAUCGUAUCUUCAGUCUGAAGAAAUCUGUUCGAUACUAAAUCAUCUAAGCUUGCUAUCUAGUUGGGAAGAUUCAGUAUCAUGUGCUACCUUAGGUUGAUGCAACUUCAUGUACAUUCAAUUGCUUGUUGUACAGCGAGAGCAACGGUCCAGAAUAAAAAUGGAUAAGAUUGACGAGCAA
Molecule: messenger RNA, 2204 nt
Organism: Rhodamnia argentea
Lineage: Eukaryota; Viridiplantae; Streptophyta; Magnoliopsida; Myrtales; Myrtaceae
Product: pentatricopeptide repeat-containing protein At2g22410, mitochondrial-like
Biological process (GO): RNA modification
Molecular function (GO): protein binding; RNA binding
Source: RefSeq, a predicted model, not a curated record